Messenger RNA from Anoplophora glabripennis (Asian longhorned beetle), 1860 nucleotides. Its product is annotated as beta-1,3-galactosyltransferase 5. The transcript has a single exon. The coding region runs from base 75 to 1193 and encodes 372 amino acids. Lineage: Eukaryota; Metazoa; Arthropoda; Insecta; Coleoptera; Cerambycidae. The record is from RefSeq and is a predicted model, not a curated record. Gene Ontology annotation, molecular function: hexosyltransferase activity. Gene Ontology annotation, cellular component: membrane.
UGCAAAAGGAGUAGGUAAUAAGAUUACAUCAUCUUAGUUAAUGAACGUAGUUAAAAUGGGUUAGAAAUCCAAGAAUGUGUUUUACUAGAACAAAAUAUUAUCAAGCCCUGGUGGCGGUGGUGCUCCUGUUCAUACUUAUAAUCACAUUUUCAAUCAAAAACAAAAAUCAAAGUUAUAUAUCGUUAAUAGAGAUUGAAGAAGCAACAAACUCGAAUCCCAGAAACCAAAAUCAAACCUUCGGGAGAAUAUUCGACAUAGACUUAAAAUAUGUUUUAAACAAUGGGGAUAUGUGUGAAAAGGAUUCAAACAUAUUAGCGUUAUUUAUCGUGACGUCAUACUUUGCCAACACGGAAACGAGGAGUUCCAUGCGCAGGAUUUUUACCCGGGAAGAUUUGAAACUGCUAAAUUUCAGAAGGGUGUUUUUGUUGGGGGAAGCACCAGCAGACAAAUUUGUAAACCAGAAAGAAGUAGAAGAUGAAAGUAAAAUGUUUGGUGAUAUAGUCCAGGGAAAUUUCAUAGAAGCUUACAGAAAUUUAACUUACAAACAUGUAAUGGGUUUGAAAUGGGCUAAGGAUUACUGUUCUAAUGCUAAGUAUGUUAUAAAAAUGGAUGACGAUAUUGUGGUAAAUGUAGAACGGGUUCCCAACUUAUUACAAUCUUUUAAGCUACCCAAAAGCGGUAAUUUUAUGGCAGGAUAUAUUUUGAAGAAUAUGUUCCCCAUUCGAGAGCCAGCGAAUAAGUGGUACGUAACUCCCGAAGAGUAUGACCAAAAUACUUACCCCCUCUUUGUCUCUGGGUGGUUCUAUGUAACAACCCCAAAUACUUCCGCCAAAUUAGUUGCCUUAAGUAAAACCACAAAAUAUUUUUGGAUCGACGAUACUUACAUCACUGGUAUUUUAGCUAGGAAAUUAAAAAUUAGGCAUUUCGAUAUAAGCCAGUACUUUGCAGUUCAUGCCGAGUAUUUAAAUUGUUGCAUUCAAGAUGUACGAAACAAACAUUUAGACUGCGACAUAUUGGUUGGCCCAAAUGGGGGAAACAGUAAUUUAUUUUAUGAUUUCAAUCUGGCCAUGAAUAUCUGCGAUUUAAAAUUGUGCAAAGCUAGAACGAAAUCAAUAAAUGAAACCUGCGUGGCUGAAAGAAAGGUUUAUUUUGGAAGAGGGAAAGCUGUUGUCGAAAAUUACAAACUGCAUUAGAUGAAGCGUUCGUUUAAAAUUUUUUUGAAUAUUUGUGGGUCCAUCACUAAUAAAUAAAUUUUUUAGAAUAUGUAUUAAAAUUCUGAAUAGUUACUGAACCUACAAGAUGAUUGGCAUAUUUCCUAAAUGCGGUAGAGCAGAUCUGAAAUUUAUAUUAAAAUAAAUGGAGUACUUUGUCUAAGAAACAUGAAUCUUUACAGUUAUCGUUAAUUUUACAAAAAUAUCUCGAUACAUUAACAUCAGCAACAACUGAUGAAAAUGAAAGUCGUCGUAACAUAGUAAGCUCGAGUGGUUGUGAACUUUUGUUACAAAUAAAAAUUCGAACGAAAUUUGCAAAAUAAAAAAUUAAAAUAGGGCGACUUACCUUGAGAUCUCGAAAAGGGUUGCACAUAUAGUUUGGUCUAUUAAGAACCAUGAUGGUUCUAUGUUUUUUGUACAAGUUGCACAAGUGAUGCACAAUUCUACUGAUUUUUUUUUAUUAUACAUAUUAAUUAAUUAUGGAAAAUUUUGGAAUUUCAAGAUAUAUUCUAAACAUUUAAAAUUUGUAAUUAUGUUUAUUUCGGUUUAUAAAUCUAGAAGCCAUCCUGUAUGCACAAUAUACAGGAUGUUCGCAAAUUUCACCGACAACGUUUGACUGCAUAUUCACGACAAAUAAAUACGAUCUAGG